Pollicipes pollicipes is the source of this 2168-nucleotide messenger RNA. RefSeq lists its product as uncharacterized. Bases 46 to 1356 code for a protein of 436 amino acids. Gene Ontology annotation, molecular function: oxidoreductase activity. The transcript is spliced from 11 exons. The record is from RefSeq and is a predicted model, not a curated record. NCBI's taxonomy places the organism in Eukaryota, Metazoa, Arthropoda, Thecostraca, Pollicipedomorpha, Pollicipedidae.
AAUCCGAUUUCCCAUCGCUUACAUUAGUUUUAUAAGUUUCUUACGAUGACCUCCAAUGAUGACAUGCCCGAAAAAGAAGACCUUGAGGACAGUUCCAGGAAGAAGCGGGGCAUGCCGCUGCAUCAGGUCAGCAUCGAGUCGCCCGGCCCCACCAUGAAGGGGUGCGUGUUCAACUUUGACGUGCCGAUGCCGGAGGUGCCGCCGGCCGGAGCCCGUGUCAAGGUGAUGUGCGCAGGCGUGUGCUACCGCUCCAAGCGGUCCAUGUCGGUGAACAGCGCCGCCUCGCUGGCCUCCAUCGGCUCCGACGGCUCCAGCUGCAGCAACAAGGGCGUCCGUGACACCUCGCUCUUCCCCGGUAGGUUUGAAGUGGCCGGACAGAUUGAGAGCUUCGGCGAGAAUGUGGACCCGAACUGUGGUCUGAAGAUCGGCGACAAUGUCAUCGUGUAUCCCUACGUGGGAUGCCCGGACGGGUACGCCGAGUACGUGCCCGUGGAGGACGUCAAGUACCUGGUGAAGGUGCCCGGCUCGGUGUCGAUGCCGGUGGCCUCGAUGCUGCCCAGUGGCGGCCUGUGGGCGAUGAACACUGUGUUCACCGCCCGCCAGUACGUCGAGAGCAGCUGGCCGAGGAAGGUGAACGUGCUGGUGGUGGGCACUGGCGGCCUGGCGCUCUGGGCCAUCCGGAUCGGCCGCUUCUUCUUCCCCGAGUGGACGGAGGGACAGUCGGUGCGGCUGACCGUGGCUGUGCUGCGCGACGAAGGCCCUGCAGAACAUCACCGACCAGGAGGAGCACAAUUGCUGUGCCCGUCUCUGUCGCGCGUCGCCUCAUGUCGCGGCGACGUGCCGUGUCGAGGAGAGGUGACUCAUGCUGUGUUCGGUUGUCGCAGCGCCGGCGAGCAGUUUGAAUCGCCGGGGCUACACGGGCGGCUGAACAUCGUCCAGUGGAGCGAGGACUGUUACGAGAGCCAGCUGAUCGAGCGAACCAUCAACGCCUGCGAGGGCCGUGUCGACCUAGUCAUCGACUUCGCCGCCAACCCGCGGUCGCUAAACCGUUCCCUCAAAUGUCUAUCCAAGGGCGGCGUGAUCGUGAUUGGAGCGGAGACGGCUCAGCGCUACGUCAGCCGUUUCGAGAGCGUGGCCCAGGCCAACGAGCAGACGAUCGUGCCCGUCGAGAUGGGCUCCCUGGACCAGCUGCACACUCUUCUGGAUCUCAUCGCUACCAAAAAAGUGGAGCCUCCGCCGUACAACCUGUUCCCGUCAGAAGAAGCUGAGUCCGUCUUCAUGAAGCUGGGCCGCGCCAAGAUUCACGGCCGCGCCAUCCUGCACUUCGAGACGAUCCCCGACGCGCCGGAGACCUGAGCAGCGCCGUCUGUGGGUCCGGGACGACGCGGACAGCGUCAUCUGUGGAUGUGGGACAAGACCGACAGCGCCAUCUGCGAGGCGGGCGUGCUAGCGACGCGCCGCGGCACGGCCGGGCGGGCAGCGGCGCUUGUGGCUUGCGUUUGGCGCCGUGCACAGGGCCGGCUGGAGCCAGCCGCUAUUUAUCCGCAUCGAGGACUUUCAGUAGCGACUCUGUGUACCUUAUUCCGAUUGGGUGUAGUCUUGCGAGGGUGUGACCGUGCACGGAGGCGUCCGCGCGUGAGGCGUCUGCCUCCGUAUGAACGGAAUGGGACGGUGACGGACGGCGUCUGGCUGGUGGCGCCUUGCGGUGAUGGUGAAUUGUCGAGAGGACAGAGUCUUGUAACGGCAGAAAGACGUAAGUUUGCGUAGCAAUCGAUGUCUGCUUGCUAAGUGCGUGCGCUUUGUUUUGCGCGCGUUUAUGCAGGUGAACCGGAUUCUGCCUGCACAGCUUCUAUUUGCUUUGAGUCUCAACAGUGUAUUAGAGUGUGCGCUGACUCCUUAGAACUAACCUGGGCGGCAGUUGUGCAAAUGGGACCGACUGAAGCAAGCGUUAGGAGCUGCAGAUGUGUACUGAGGUAGGCAGUAGGUAGUUGUUAACGCAAAAUUCGAUGGUCCUGUUGCCGGAAUGCUACAUUUUGGCGGAUAAGAUCAUUACCCAACUUCAUAUCCGGUAGGUGCCAUCGAAAAUCUGUAUUGCAAGGCAUCGCAGCGAAAUAUAUGUCGUAAGUGAAUACUGAUAACAAAAUAGAAUGAGGCGCACGGCAGGCUGA